This is a messenger RNA of Vombatus ursinus (common wombat), 1574 nucleotides long. RefSeq names its product spindle and kinetochore associated complex subunit 1 (gene SKA1). Gene Ontology annotation, cellular component: outer kinetochore; spindle microtubule; mitotic spindle. Gene Ontology annotation, biological process: mitotic cell cycle; chromosome segregation; regulation of microtubule polymerization or depolymerization. The transcript has 7 exons. Gene Ontology annotation, molecular function: microtubule binding. Bases 186 to 947 code for a protein of 253 amino acids. The record is from RefSeq and is a predicted model, not a curated record. NCBI's taxonomy places the organism in Eukaryota, Metazoa, Chordata, Mammalia, Diprotodontia, Vombatidae.
CAGACCAGGGCGCGUAGUUUGAAUUGAUCGCGCGCCGGGGCUCCCUUACAAACUAUUUCCACCGCCGAGAGUUCGCAGCACCGUAUGGCCUGGUCCGUUCAAAUAGAGUUAGUGGACUCAAGCGGAAACGUACACAUCCGUGUGUAUAGCUCUAGAUAGCGUUUUCCCUCAAAGAAGCGUAAAGGAUGGCUGGUGCGGAGCUGGAAGACUUGUGCUCUCAUAUCAAUGAAAAAAUUUCCCAUGUUAAGAAAAUUCUGCAAUUGAAAAAUAUAGGAUAUGAUCCAGCCUUAAAGACUGUAUUUCAGAAAAUUAGAAAUGAAAUGACUCUUCUAAAUGACCUUUUAAACAAGUUGGAGCUGGAGAUUCAAUAUCAAGAACAUGUCAGGAAUUCACUUAGGGAGUUACAGGAAUCCCUUGAUGGAAAUUACAAAGAAAUACAUAACCUUAAGGAAAAUAUUCCUCCCCAUUUGCCCAAAGUAGUCCAGAGCUGUGUGGUGGAACCAAAUGCUAAUCCUGAAGAACAAGUUAAAAUUACAGCAUCUGAACACUCAAAGAAACCCUCAAAAGAGCAAAAACCAAUUAAAGAAAUUUUACUAUUAACUUCUGAUGAAUUUGAUAAUGUGCCUGGGUAUAUGAAAUCUCGUCUGACAUACUGUCAAAUUAAUGAUUUUAUUAAAGAAAUCAACAAGGCAGUGGCUAGUAAAUAUAGAAUCCUAAAUUUGCCCAAAAAAACUAUGAAUUCUUCUAUCAGAAAUCUGUAUCACAGGUUCAUUGAAGAUGAAACCAAAGAUACCAAAGGCCAAUACUUUGUAGUAGAAGCUGAUAUAAAAGAGUUCACCAAUUUGAAAGUUGACAAGCGGUUUCAUGUGAUACUGAACAUUUUAAGGCACUGCCGACGGCUGUCAGAAGUCCGUGGAGGAGGACUUGUCCGUUAUGUUAUAAACUGAUAGGUUUUGGCAUUUUCACUGACGGUGUUGUAUAGAUUGUUUUGUAAUUCCUGUUUCAUAAUGUAUUUUCAUUACCUUUUUUAAUUUGUUCAGCACUUAAUAAAACUUUAGUUUGUUCUUCACUUAAUAAGUAUGCUGUUGGUCAUAACAGAGACUAGCCAGGUAAAAAUAUAUACCAUUACGACUACCUAAAAGCAAUUCAUUAAUACACUCUUGAUUCAUUUGUUUCGUGGUGUCUUUUUCUUAUGUGAGGAUAGCUUAUUAUUAACCAACAUGACACUUGAUUAUCUGACCCAGCAUCUCUCCUGCUUGGGUCUAGAAUUGCUAAAGUGUUGCAAGGAUUGGAGCUGUAGAACUAACCUUCCAAAAAACUAUUUGGUUAGUGAUAAAUGAAGUUAUGGGUUUUAUGAAUUGGAUGAGUUUGCCUACUCUACCUGUUGAGCCUUCUCUUGUACUUGUUGUUUGCCAAACUUUAAGACCAAAUUACUUUAGUGUACCAUUUGUGUUAUAUUAAUUUUGGCUGGUGUCUUUGUUCUUUUUUCCAUGUGUUUUUUCCUUCUAGUUUCCUUAAAGGUGAGAAUAUGUAUGUAUGUAUGUGUAUGUGCAUGUAUAUAUGUGGUGUGUAUA